Sphenostylis stenocarpa is the source of this 1539-nucleotide messenger RNA. NCBI's taxonomy places the organism in Eukaryota, Viridiplantae, Streptophyta, Magnoliopsida, Fabales, Fabaceae. The record is from the annotation of a GenBank genome assembly.
AUGGCUCAGAAGUACUUGUUGCACGAGCUACUUGAGGAGGAUCAAGAGCCUUUUCUUCUAAACAAGUACAUUUCCGAUAGGCGAAGCCAGAUGAAACGGCCUUCCCCGAACACCACUUUGCAAGUGAAGAAACGCAAAUCAACCAAUCCAAACGCAAACUUCCCGGGGAAUUUCUGCAAAAGUGCUUGUCUUUUUUCCCUUACGGACACCCCGGAUUUCAGAAAAUCUCCACUCUUUGAAUUCACUUCCGCAGCCAAAAGCCCUUGCAAGUCUCCCAACGCUAUUUUCCUUCACAUCCCUUCCCGAACCGCGACUUUGCUUCUAGAAGCCGCUGUCAGGAUCCAGAAACACUCCUCACCCACUUCACGGCCUAAACCGAAAGCUCAACCCUUCGGCCUCUUGGGUUCCCUCUACAAGAGGCUCACGCAACGGAGCCAGAAAAAGCGCGAGAUAGAGGGUGGUGGAAGCGUCAAGGUCUCUGUGAAGGAUAUUCUGAAGUGGGAUUCAUCUGUUGGGCGUAAAAAAGGUUCCAACAAGAAAGAAGAGGAAAAAACUGUGAAUGUGAAUGUGAAUGCGUGUGAAGUGGGGUUCGCGUGUUCUUACAAUGGUAGACCUAGUAGUGCUGUUUGGUCAGAGACCAACGAAGAUAAAUCUCUCGACAUGGAAACGUCAAGUAGCGGCUACUCCGAAGAGAUUCACUUCAUGACCAAUCACAAACAAUCCACGUGCUUCUGCGAAAGCCCGUUCCGUUUUGUUCUUCAAAGCAGUUCUCCCUACUCCGGCCACCACACGCCGGAGCUUCUCUCGCCGAGUCGCCACGUAACUGAGGAGAAAGAAAGUAACGAAGGUGAGAGUGUGAACAAAUUCGAACCAGGGGAAGAAGAGGAGGAAGAUAAGGAACAGUGCAGUCCAGUGUGUGUGUUAGACCCACCGUUCGAGGACGAUGAGGAAGGGCAUGAGAACGGUGAUGAAGGAGAGGAGGGUGGUUUUGAUUUGGAGUGCAGCUAUGCGAUUGUACAGAGAGCCAAGCAGCAGUUAUUGUACAAGCUUCGUAGAUUUGAGAAACUGGCAGAGUUGGAUCCCGUAGAACUUGAGAGAAGAAUGCAUGAUGAAGAAGAGGACGAGGAUGAAACAUUUAUGGAAGAGGAGGGUCGUGAAAAUGAGGAUAAGGAAGCAUCAUGUAAAGAAAAUGACUUUAGAGAAUUAAUGUUGCAAGCUCUGUGCCAGUCAAGGGUCCAUGACAGACAUCAAAUCCCGGAGGAUUUUCAGAAGCUGGUAUCUGAUCUCAUAAUGGAAGAAGAGAGAGAACUUGAUUACUUGGAAGAUAGGGACAUGGUGAUAAGAAGGAUAUGCAAGAGGUUGGAAUUGUGGAAAGAAGUGGAGUCCAACACAAUUGAUAUGAUGAUAGAAGAUGACUUCUCUAAGGAGGAUGGUGGGUGGAAGAAAAAUGUAGAGCAGAUAAGAAAUAUGGCUGGGGAGCUUGAGCGUGCCAUCUUUGGCUUUCUGGUGGAGGAAUUUUCAGAGGAACUAGUAUGUUAA